GUGCCUUGUGGUACAUCAUUGUGCGUCAAGAUGAAAACCUUCGUGCUACUAGUAGGUCUGUUGGCCGUUGCCAGCGCCGAAUGGAUCGAUAUCGAUUGGUCCACGGUGCGCCCGAUCGAGGAGUUCGAUCACUACUGGGCCCGUCUGCCGGCGGAUAUGCAGAAGUACCGUCAGAUGCUGCCGUCCCACCGCAUCGUCAACGGCCAGGAGGCGACGCCCGGUCAGUUCCCGUACCAGAUCGCUCUGCUGAGCGAGUUCUUGACCGGAACCGGUCUGUGCGGAGGUACCGUCUUGACCAACAACUUUAUCCUGACUGCUGCUCACUGCGUCGUGUCCGGUACCACGACUCUGGCCCGCGGUGGUACUGCCAUCAUGGGUGCCCACAACCGUGCCGUCCAGGAGACUACCCAGCAGCGCAUCCGCUUCUCGACCGGAGGCAUCGUCCGCCAUCCGCAGUACAGUCCGACCAACAUCCGUAACGAUAUUGCCGUCGUGCGUCUGGAUGGUACGAUCACCUUCAACACCCGCGUGCAGCCGGCUCGUCUGCCAGCUCGCUCGGACUCGCGCCAGUUCGGUGGAUUCACCGGCACUGUGUCCGGAUUCGGACGUACGUCCGACGGCAGCCAGGCUACCUCCAAUGUGGUCAGGUUCGCCAGAAAUCCGGUCAUGACCAACGCUGACUGUAUCGCUCGCUGGAACACUGCCCUGAUUCAGCCCCAGAACGUGUGCCUGAGCGGUGAGGGAGGUCGCUCGUCGUGCAACGGUGACUCGGGUGGCCCACUCACCGUCCAGGACGGUGGAAGCCUUCAGAUCGGUGUUGUGUCGUUCGGAUCUGCUGCCGGUUGCUCGAUCGGUAUGCCGUCGGUGUACGCCCGCGUAUCGUUCUUCCUGGGAUGGAUCGAGGCCAACUCGGACUUCGUUGCUCGUGCAUAAAUCGCUUCGCAAAAGGAUAAUGAAUAAAAGUGACUAAAAUUUACAAUGUAA
Messenger RNA from Anopheles stephensi (Asian malaria mosquito), 984 nucleotides. Its product is annotated as brachyurin-like. Gene Ontology annotation, biological process: proteolysis. The transcript is spliced from 2 exons. Gene Ontology annotation, molecular function: serine-type endopeptidase activity. NCBI's taxonomy places the organism in Eukaryota, Metazoa, Arthropoda, Insecta, Diptera, Culicidae. Bases 31 to 933 code for a protein of 300 amino acids. The record is from RefSeq and is a predicted model, not a curated record.